Molecule: messenger RNA, 1368 nt
Organism: Xyrauchen texanus (razorback sucker)
Lineage: Eukaryota; Metazoa; Chordata; Actinopteri; Cypriniformes; Catostomidae
Product: nectin-2-like
Exons: 7
Coding region: 133-933 (266 amino acids)
Biological process (GO): homophilic cell-cell adhesion; heterophilic cell-cell adhesion
Cellular component (GO): adherens junction
Source: RefSeq, a predicted model, not a curated record
GAAUUUUUUUUCUCCAGUGUACAAAUGCAGCUGCAAGGAAAUAUGACUCUUAACAUUUCUACUUUUUUCAAUUGCUAUUUAAAUGACCUUUAUUUGUCAAGGCUGUAGAGUGGAGAGAUUGAAAAGCUUUUAAUGGACUCGCAUAAUAUGAUUAUUUAUUUAAUGCUGUAUCACAGCACAGUGUUAACUGUACAUGGAAUUCAUACUGUUCCUGAGGUUGUUGGGUACCAAGGUCAUGAUGUCACUCUGCCAUGCAGCUAUAAUGCAAACCCAGAAGAUAAACUAUCACAAGUUGAGUGGAACUUGAUCAAUCAUUCCAGUGAAAACACAUCUCUGAAAAUUAUCAUCUUUAGUCCAAAACUUGGCAUCCAUAUCCAUGAAACAUUCCUGAAAGACAGAGUCAGCUUCAGUAAAAACUCCUCUCUGAUCUCCUUUCUGGCUUCCAUCAUCAUCAAAGAUGUGAAAAAGUCUGAUCAGGGAGUUUAUAGCUGUGAAUAUACAGUCUUCCCUAGUGGGAGUUAUAAAGGAGAAACCACUCUUAAAGUCAUAGAAGGUAAGCCUCCUGUGCUGUCUACCUCUGAGGUUGCUGUGAUUUUGACUGUUGUAAUGCUAGUCAUUAUGAUUCUAGCUUUUGUGGGAUAUUUAUUCCUGAUCAAGAGACGAAGAGCUGUCAAUGCCGGCUAUAGUACCAGUUCCGCUUAUUAUGUGACUCAGAGGCCUGAUGUUCCACAACAGGAUGUCACAUACGCUGAUGUCACAAUACUCAAACCAGGCAGAGUCAAUAAAAACUUGUCAAAGGCUGAUGUGGAAUAUGCAGCAGUUUUCUCCAGUCGUUCUGGAUCAUCAUCUCUGCGAGGCUCAGCAAAUCAACAGGCUUUUGGUGACCACACAGCAGAGCAGGAAUCUGUGUAUGCACAGGUGAAAAGAGACUGAUGUUCAUUACAAAUUUCAGAUAAUUUGUUUUGUGUUUCUAAUGAUUAGCCUGCCAAAAUGACCCAAUAGCUACACUCAGUGUUUGGGAAUAAAGCUUGUUUGUCCUCUUAACAGUAGACUUGAGGUUUUCGCAAUGAUGACUUCAGCAACACAUCUCUGUGUUUGCUAUGUAAUCCUCUUGACAAUUUUCUUGUUAUAGAAACAAGAGAGCAAGAAAGAAAUCUAUUGAUUACAAUACAUAGGAGUUGAAUAGUGAACACUCAUUCCUUAGUAUUCUUUUUUCUUUUUUCUGUGCUUGCUUCUUCAAACUAAACUUUGAUUUUAAUUUUGAGUGUCAAAAUUUUCUGUAGAAAAUUGAAAAAUUAUUCUGUUCACAGCUUAUUGGUUUUUAGUACAAAAAUAAAAUAAAAAUAAAAAUAUGUGUGUGUGGAAGAA